Messenger RNA from Syngnathus typhle (broad-nosed pipefish), 7272 nucleotides. It is a transcript of the gene myo10, whose product is annotated as myosin X. Gene Ontology annotation, molecular function: cytoskeletal motor activity; ATP binding; protein binding. The record is from RefSeq and is a predicted model, not a curated record. Gene Ontology annotation, biological process: signal transduction. The transcript has 40 exons. Bases 311 to 6334 code for a protein of 2007 amino acids. Gene Ontology annotation, cellular component: cytoskeleton; myosin complex. NCBI's taxonomy places the organism in Eukaryota, Metazoa, Chordata, Actinopteri, Syngnathiformes, Syngnathidae.
UCCGUCGGUUCGGCACAGAGUAAAAAGUGCCAACUUUGCGAACUUCGGAUCGGCGUCGGGGCGACUUGCGUGCUGAUGCCUGGACUGCCGCGGGGACGCAUGCACCGUGGCCAGAGGACGCGCGCGGUCGAUGGGAGGGCGCACAGGACAGAAGGACGGCAAAAAUUGCGAGAAGGAUUAAAUUGUCCCCUUUGAAACCGCAUUCUUUUUGCACGUGCAUUGGAGCGACGUAGAAUGAGUGGGGCCGCGCGGGAGCGGGACUGAGCGCGCGACCUGUGUCCCGGGAUCAAGACAGCAGCGGGAGACAGACAUGGAGCACUUCUUCCAAGAGGCGUACAAGCGCAAUGCGCCAACAUGCGAUGAGCUUCAGCCCGCGCCCGACGGCGAGGGUGGCGACGAGGGCGUGGAGGACAUGGCGAUGCUGGAGGAUCUGCACGACGGCGCCAUCAUGCACAACUUGUUCCUGCGAUACCGCCAAAAGCGCAUCUACACGUACAUCGGGUCGAUCCUGGCGGCGGUGAAUCCGUACCAGCCGCUGGCCGGCUUGUACGAGCGCAGCGCGGUGGAGCUGUACGCCCGUCAUCAUCUGGGCCAGAUGCCGCCACACAUCUUCGCCGUGGCCAAUGAGUGUUACCGCGCGCUGUGGCGGAGGCAACGCAGCCAGUGCGUGCUCAUCAGUGGCGAGAGUGGCGCUGGGAAGACUGAAAGCACCAAACUGAUUCUCAAGUUCUUGUCAGCCAUGAGCCAGCAUUCCCUGGAGGUGUCGUCCAAGGAGAGGAGUUCGCGUGUGGAGGAGGCGCUGCUGGAGAGCGGGCCCAUCAUGGAGGCCUUCGGCAACGCGCGGACGCUCUACAACAACAACUCCAGCCGCUUCGGGAAGUUCGUCCAGCUGCAUUUCAACCAAAAGGGAAGCAUCCAGGGAGGACGCAUCGUCGAUUACCUCCUGGAGAAGAACCGGGUAGUCCGACAGAACGUGGGCGAGAGGAACUAUCACAUCUUCUAUGCUCUGCUCGCAGGCGCCGACCACCAGCAAAUGGAGCGUUUGGAUCUCAGCCCGUCUUGCGCGUAUCACUACUUGACCCACUCAGGCGGCCCCCCAGACAACGGCGCCGACGACAGAGGCACUUUUCAAGAGGUUCUGAACGCCAUGCGGACCAUGCACUUCACCGAGGACAACAUCUGCGAGAUCCUGCGACUCCUGGCAGGGAUCCUACACGCCGGCAACAUCCACUUUGUAACGGCCGGAGGGGCCCAGAUCGCCUCCAAGUCCGCCCUGAGUCGGACGGCGGAGCUCCUGGGCCUGAACCCGGAUCAGCUGGCCGAGGUUCUCACACACAGAUCCAUGAUCCUCCGGGGGGAGGAGAUCUCCACCCCGCUCACCGUGGAGCAGGCAGUGGACUCACGAGACUCCAUGGCCAUGGCACUUUAUUCGCAAUGCUUCAACUGGAUCGUCCGCAAACUCAACGAUCGCAUCCGAGGGAAAGACGACUUCAAGUCCAUCAGCAUCCUUGACAUCUUUGGGUUUGAAAACUUUGAGGUCAACCACUUUGAGCAGUUCAACAUCAACUACGCCAACGAGAAGCUGCAGGAAUAUUUCAACAAGCACAUUUUCUCCCUGGAGCAACUCGAGUACAACAAGGAAGGACUGCUGUGGGCCAACAUCGACUGGACAGACAACAGCGAAUGUUUGGACUUGAUUGAGAAGAAACUGGGCCUCCUGGCUCUGAUCAACGAGGAGAGUCACUUCCCCAAAGCCACGGACGACACGCUGCUGGAGAAACUGCACAGUCAGCACUCGAAAAAUGCCUUUUACGUGAAGCCUCGCGUGGCCGUUCACUACUUUGGAGUUCGCCAUUACGCCGGAGAGGUGGUGUACGACGUGAGGGGCACGCUGGAGAAGAACAGAGACACCUUCCGAGAUGACGUCCUCCACUUGCUGCGUGACAGCAGGUUGGAUUUUGUCUACGACCUUUUUGAGCACGUACUGAGUCGCAACAAGCGGGACACGCUGAAGAGCAGCUGCAAGCACCGCCGACCCACCGUCAGCUCGCACUUCAAGGACUCACUGCACUCCUUGAUGGCAACGCUCAGCGCCUCCGACCCGUUCUUCAUCCGUUGCAUCAAACCAAACACGCACAAGAUGCCUGAGCACUUUGACCCAGCGGUGGUUCUCAACCAGCUGAGGUAUUCGGGCAUGCUGGAGACGGUGAAGAUCCGACGUGCCGGCUUUCCCGUGCGGCGACCUUUCCAGGAGUUCUGCUGCAGAUACCAAGUUCUGAUGCGGGAUGGUCUGACAGCGGCAGACGCCAGGGGGCGCUGCGCUGAGCUGCUUCAGCGCUACGACAGCAGUGCCACCGACUGGCAGAUAGGCAAGACCAAGGUGUUCCUCAGGGAAGGCCUGGAGCACCGUCUGGAGAAGCAGCGUGAGCUGGUGGUGCUGCGAGCCGCUGUGAUCAUCCGUGCGCACGUGGCUGGCUACGUGGUCAGGAAGCGGUACCGUCGGUUGGUGGGCUGCGUCCUGCUCAUCCAGAAGAACUACCGCGCCUUCUACUGGCGCAGGAAGUUCCUGCUGCUGCGCUGGGCGGCGCUCACGCUGCAGACGCGCCUGCGAGGUCACAUGGCCAGACGCCUGGUGAGACGCAUGCUGGACGAGAGUCAGGCGAGGAAGCGGGAGCAAGAGGAGCAAGAGGAAAGAGAGAGACAGCGGCUGGAGGAGGAACAGCUCGCUCAAGAGGCACUCAGGAGGCGUGAACAACUGGCGGUUGAGCCUCAGCUGGCCCAAAAACACCACUCACCCGACACUUGGAAGAAGGCCUUGGACGAGUCUUCUCAGACAUUGGGGCUAUUUUCGGAGGAGGCAGAUGACAAAGCCCUCCGUCCUCAGGAGGCCUCCCAGGUGGAGGAGAUCCUGCGGCUGGAGCGGGAGAUCCAGUCCCUGCAGAUGAAGAAGGAACGCCAGGAGCUGUCCCUGACGGAGGCAUCGCUGCUCCGCCUCCAGCUGCUCCGCGACCAGGAGCUCAAGCACUUGGAGGAUGAGGCCUGCGAGGCGGCACAGCACUUCCUUCGCUCGCUCAACUUUGACGAGAUCGACGAGUGCGUCAGGAACAUUGAGAGCUCGCUGGGCGUGGACGGCGACCAGGAAAAGGAGGAUGGGUGGCGGCGGGCGGACCGCGAGGAGGAGGAUGUGGACGAAGGCUUCGAGGCGGACGACGAGGCGGUUAAGGACUCGCCCAACCCCAGUGAACACGGACACUCGGACGGCCAGCGCACCAGCGGCAUCCGAACCAGCGAUGACUCCUCCGAGGAGGACCCGUACGCCAACGACGGCGUGGUCCCGCCGCCGCCCGCCGCCGUGCUCCUACUGGAGCCGGCGUGCGAGCUCAUCCCGCCGGACGAGGACUCGGAUUACGAUCGGGACGACGAGAGCGCCGUCGCGUCCGGCGGCAGCAUGGCAGCCCUCUCUAACGCUAACAAUGAGCGGUGGUCGCCCGAUGGCUGUCGCUCCUCUGGAACAUACAACAGCUCCGGGGCGUACCGCUUCGGCUCGGAAGAAGCGCAGUCCUCGUUUGAGGACAGCGAGGACGACUUUGACAGAUUGGACACGGACGACGAGCUGUCGUACCGCCGAGACUCGGUCUACAGCUGCGUCACGCUGCCCUACUUCCACAGCUUCCUGCACAUCAAAGGCGGCCUGAUGAACAUGUGGAAGCGGCGCUGGUGCGUGCUGAAGGACGAGACCUUCCUGUGGUUCCGCGCCAAGCAGGAGGCGCUGAAGCAAGGCUGGCUGCACAAGAAAGGCGGAGGAUCGUCCACGCUGUCACGCCGAAACUGGAAGCGACGCUGGUUCGUGCUCCGGCACAGCAAGCUCAUGUACUUUGAAAACGACGGCGAGGACAAGCUCAAGGGGGUGUUGGACAUUCGCACCGCCAAAGAGGUGAUCGACAACGCCGACAAGGAAAACGGCAUCGAUAUCAUCACGACGGAGAGAACGUACCACUUGGUGGCGGAGACUGCCGAGGACGCCAGCCAGUGGUUCAGCGUGCUGAGUCAGGUCCACGGCUCCACUGAGCAGGAAAUCGGCGAGAUGCACGACGAGCAGGCCAACCCGCAGAACGCCGUGGGUACUCUGGACGUGGGCACCAUUGACUCAGCGUGCGCGGCUGACAAUCCAGAGAGGCCCAACUCCUUCGUCAUCAUCACAGCCAACCGGGUCCUCUAUUGCAACGCCGACACGCCCGAGGAGAUGCACCACUGGAUCACGCUGCUGCAGCGCGCCAAGGGUGACGCCCGCGUGGACGGACAGGAGUUCAUCAUACGAGGUUGGCUGCACAAGGAGAUGAAGAGCAGCGUGGUGGGCGUGGCUGUGGGCAGCAAAGCCUCACUCAAGCUGAAGAAGCGCUGGUUCCUGCUGACCCACAACUCCCUGGACUACUACAAGAGCUCAGAGCGCGGCGCCCUCAAGUUGGGCACGCUGGUGCUCAACAGUUUGUGCUCGGUGGUGCCGCCCGACGACAGAGUCUUCAAGGAUACCGGCUACUGGAACGUCGUCGUCCACGGCCGCAAGCAUUCGUACCGCCUCUACUGCAAACUCCUCAACGAGGCCAUCCGCUGGGCCGCGGCCGUCCAGAACGUCAUCGACGCCAAGGCGCCCAUCGACACGCCCACGCAGCAGCUCAUGCUGCAGAUCAAGGAGAAUAGCCUCAACCCUGAAGUGGUGGAGCAGAUCUAUAGGAGGAACCCCAUCCUGCGCUACAGCCAGCACCCGCUGCACUCGCCGCUUCUACCGCUGCCCUACGGAGACGUGCACCAGGCCUCUGGCCCAAGGAUGUGCAGCACCCUACAGGAGGAGGCGCUGGCGGCCUUUGCGCGCCUGCGUCAACUGGAGGGCGCAGCCGACCCGGCGCCGGGCAUCGGGGCGCUCCUGCGGGCGUGCCGGGAGCCGCGUGCCCUCCGCGACGAGCUCUACUGCCAGCUGGUCAAGCAGACGGCGCGCCCACCCGGGCCCCACGGCCCUGCCAACCUUGCCCGCUGGAAGACGCUGGCGUGCGCCGCCUGCGCCUUCCUGCCCGGCAGGAGCGUCCUCGCCUACGUCCGCCUGCACCUCAAGAGGACUCGCGAGGCGUUCCCCGGCACAGAGAUUGAGCGCUACGCCGCUUUUGCGCUGGAUGCGCUGAAGAAGACGCGCGGGCGGGAGAACGUCCCCUCGCUGGAAGAGAUUCGGGCCGUGGUGGCGCGACGGGACAUGAGCACCACCGUGCAUUGUCACGGCGGAGGUUGCUGCAAGAUCACCAUCAACUCGCACACCACUGCCGGCGAGGUGGUGGAGAAGCUGCUGCGCGGUCUGGCUAUGGAGGACAGCAGGAACAUGUUUGCCCUCUUCGAGCAUAACGACACUGUGGAGAAAGCCAUCGAGAGCCGUGCCGUGGUCGCCGACGUCCUCGCCAAGUUUGAAAGAUUGUCCUUCAGUCCAGAUGAGCGAGGCGCAGACUGGAAGUUGUACUUCAAACUCUACUGCUUCCUGGACGUGGACAACGUUCCCAAAGACAGCGUGGAGUUUGCCUUCAUGUUUGAGCAGGCUCACGAAGCGGUGAUCCGCGGUCAGUAUCCGGCCCCCGAGGAGACUCUGCAGUUCCUGUCGGCGUUGCGGCUUCAGUACCUUCUGGGGGACCAAAGCCCCGGGGCCCACGUGCCUGACACCUCGCAGGUGUUCCCCAUGGCUCGCCUGCGGACCCGAGUGCAGAACUCAGCGCGGAGCUUUGCCCCGGGCGGCGAGCGCUCAGGGACGUCGGAGCGCAAGCGUUCCAGCUUCCUGGAGGGAACGCUGAGGCGCAGCCUGCGCGGCGGCUCGCUCGGCCGGCGCCGCUCGGACGCCGACAACGGGCUAGAGGCCUGGCUGAGGGAGGAGGCAGAGGCCAUCCGGACCGGCCUGCUGGACAAGUGGAGCAAGCUGCGCGGCGUCACGCGGGAGCAGGCCAUGCGCAAGUACAUGGCGCUGGUCCGCGACUGGCCCGGCUACGGAUCCACGCUCUUCAACGUGGAGUGCGGUGACGGCACUUUCCCGCUGGAGCUGUGGCUGGGCGUGAGCCGUGAAGCCGUCUCUGUGUACAAGCGGGGCGAACCGCGCCCCCUGGAGGUUUUCCCCUACGACCGCAUCCUGUCCUUUGGGGCACCGCUCUCUAACACCUACAAGAUCGCCGUGGAUGGACGAGAACUCGUCUUUGAGACUCAAACGGUGAUGGCCAUCGCCAAGCUGAUGAAGGCGUACGUCGGCAUGAUGGUGAAGAAGCGCUACAGCAACUCUCAGUCGCUCGGCGGCCAUUGCGGCGUCCGGUGAGCCCCGAGAACCGCUCCUAUCCAAUCACAUUGCCAACGGCGCGGGUGGUCCUCUUGGCGCUCAACUUUCUUGGCUGGACCAAACAUGACUCAUAAGUGGGACUGGAUGAGAUUUGGAAGGGGGACCAAUAGGGGACCGCAAUCAGUUUUUGCAACUUGGACCUCGCUUUAGAGAAAAUAUUUUAUUUACCGUCAUUUUGGAACUUUAUGAUAAGCACUCAAGCGCGUUCUCUUAGUCUAAGAGACUUUGAAAAGAAUGUAAAGAAAAAAAAACAUGUAAAUAAGCCCGUCUUAAACAUUUCAAGGUGGUCAUCGAGUGUUCUGAUUGUCUGACUUACCACGCAAAUGCCUGAUGAAAAAAAAACUCAACAAAAACAACCACUGUGGUUUUUUUCAAACGAUGAGUUGCAUCCAUUUGAACUUGCUGUGGCAAUGUCAAUAAAGCACUUUCUGCUCCAUGGUGACAUGCUAGUGGUGUUACCUAGCAGCUGUUGUCAUUUUAAAGCAGAACUUCUCAAACUUUGUAGGUCCACAAAGAACCCAAACGCCUUUUCAACAAGUGGCAGCACACACUUUCUGAUGUGCUAACUUGUCAACAUUUUCAUUCCUCCUUGUUCUGAAUCUUUAUCUUCAAAUGAACUGCCUAUCCAAACUACUGUGACCAAAAUGUUGGUUAAAAUCUGCUUUUGGAGAGAGCGUCGCUGUGGUUGCAAGCUUUCCUAAAAGUCCAGAGACUCUGCCACACGUCAGCGGGCCAUCCAAAGAGAGAGAGACACACACACACACACGCCUUCUUGUGCCUUCUUUGCUGUACAUGUAUUUUGAUGUCUUUGUGCAAUGAUUCUCUUCAUCUUUUCUGAUGCUGGCUGUACAUGUUCUUUAUUUUUUUUUGUUACGCUCCAUGAGAACUAUUUGGAUAAUAAACAAUAUUCUCACAAA